CCCCGAGUCCAGUCCACCGCCCAUUCUUCACCGCCCCACAAAACCAAUAGCCUUCCUCCUCCUCUUCCCUCGAGAAGCGAAACAUCUCUCGCUAGCUCGCUCGCAUCGAGGAGUUUGCUGGUAGGACUACUCAUCAUCGUUCUGAGCAUGGACAUGGACGCCGCGCAUGGCCACUACCCGUGGCUCAACUUCUCCCUCGCUCACCACUGUGAGAUGGAGGAGGAGGAGCGGGGAGCGGCCGCCGAGCUGGCCGCCAUCGCCGGGGCCGGGCCGCCGCCCAAGCUCGAGGACUUCCUCGGGGGCGGCGCCAACGGGAGGAAUAAUAAUGACGCCGGCCGCGGCGACCAGGUUGUGUCUGCAGCGACCGCCGAGAUGUACGACUCGGAGCUCAAGUUCUUGGCCGCCGGAUUCCUGAGCGGCGCUAGUGGAACCACGGCACCCACUAUCUCCCCGGCGGCGGCUCCUCAGGAGCAGGCCGACCCUAAGAUGACGGCCCCGGCGCCGGAGCAGAAGAAGGCCGUCGACUCCUUCGGGCAGAGGACCUCCAUCUACCGUGGCGUCACGCGGCACCGUUGGACGGGUAGAUACGAGGCGCAUCUGUGGGACAACAGCUGCCGGCGUGAAGGCCAGAGCCGCAAGGGCCGCCAAGUUUACCUCGGUGGCUAUGAUAAGGAGGAGAAGGCGGCAAGGGCGUACGAUCUCGCCGCGCUGAAGUACUGGGGGUCUAGCACCACCACCAACUUCCCGGUUGCCGACUAUGAAAAGGAGGUGGAGGAGAUGAAGCACAUGACACGCCAGGAGUUUGUAGCUUCACUUAGGAGGAAGAGUAGUGGAUUCUCCCGUGGCGCUUCCAUAUACAGGGGUGUCACAAGACAUCACCAGCAUGGUCGAUGGCAGGCUAGGAUCGGACGUGUUGCUGGCAACAAGGAUCUAUACCUCGGAACAUUCAGCACGGAGGAGGAAGCCGCGGAAGCCUACGACAUUGCGGCCAUCAAGUUCCGGGGCCUGAACGCCGUCACCAACUUCGAGAUCGGCCGGUACAACGUGGAGAGCAUCAUCAGCAGCAACCUCCCGAUCGGCAACAUGUCCGGCGGCGCGGGGCGGGGCAGCAAGGCCCUGGAGUCCAGCUCCCCGGAAGCCGCUCCAUUGCCCGUUGAAGCGCCGCACUCGCUGGCGUUCACGGCGCUGCCGAUGAAGUACGACCAGCAGCAGCAGGACUACCUCUCGUUCCUGGCGCUCCAGCACCACCAGCAGGGCAACCUGCAGGGGCUGGGCUACGGGCUCUACAGCUCCGGCGUCAACCUCGACUUCGCCAACGCCGGCCCCGGCGGCGCCAUGGCGCCUCACUGCUACGGUAGCAACGGCGUCGACUUGCACCUUCAGCAACACGACCAUCAGCAGGAGCAGGAGGGGGAGGGGCAGCAGCAGCAGCAUGAUCAGCAUCAGUCCAUGGGGUUCGGCGCGUCGACGCCCAUGGCGGCUUUCAGCAGCGGCGGGCCCUACGAAAGCUCGGUGACGGCCGGGUCCUUUGGAUACUACCCAAAUGUGGCAGCCUUUCAGACGCCGAUCUUUGGAAUGGAAUGAUUCGGGGCGGUGGAGAAUGAAGGUGGCCUGGCCCUGGCCCUGAUGGAUGCGAUGUGAUGAGAUCAAGACUGACAUAGUUCUCAGAAGCCACACAACACAACAAAGAGGUAAAAGAGGAGGUGGGGGGUAGGGUAGGGCAUGAUGAUAUGGUGCAAACAUAGGAAGCAGCAUGCAUGGAUGAGACGCUGACAGGUCAGACGCAGGGUAGAAGACGACCACUGUGGUGUGCUAACAACAAGCAAGCUAGCUAGCAUUUGUUUCUGGUUGUAUCCUCUGAACUUCUCUUUUCCCUUUCGUAGCUUUGGCCACUUUGCGUCUGUGAUGGCUGGGCUUUGUUGUUUGCUGCUCCUUUGAGCUUUGUCUUUCUGCUGGAGCCAUCAUAGUUUUAGCCAGCCAGCCAGCCCUGUAGAAUGUAAGCAGAGCAGGGACAUCUUUGUAGCUUUUGCUCUUUUGUGCUUUUUUGUAGGUCGAUCGCUUUAAAUUAGAGCCCCCCUGCAUGUACACCUGGAACGGUAUGGUCGCUCCAGGGUUAGUCAGAGAGGAGAUAUAAAUUCCAAGGUUCAUGUUUACUCCA
Messenger RNA from Triticum urartu, 2158 nucleotides. RefSeq names its product AINTEGUMENTA-like 5 (gene AIL5). Gene Ontology annotation, molecular function: DNA binding; DNA-binding transcription factor activity. The record is from RefSeq and is a predicted model, not a curated record. Gene Ontology annotation, biological process: regulation of DNA-templated transcription. NCBI's taxonomy places the organism in Eukaryota, Viridiplantae, Streptophyta, Magnoliopsida, Poales, Poaceae.